This is a messenger RNA of Aegilops tauschii subsp. strangulata, 573 nucleotides long. Lineage: Eukaryota; Viridiplantae; Streptophyta; Magnoliopsida; Poales; Poaceae. The record is from RefSeq and is a predicted model, not a curated record.
AUGCCCAAAAAGGGCACACAAUCUGCCUCAACAUACUUCGGCUAUAUGUGUUCCCUCUCCGACGAGCUCGCGGCGGCGGGCAGACCUCUCGGGGAGCCGGAACUCAUCUCGUUCAUCGUCGCCGGCCUCCAGAUGGAUUAUCAACCACUUAUCUCCGCGCUUGAUGUCUGCACCGAGCCCAUCACGGUCGAUCUCCUUUUCUGUCUGGUGGCCAAUUUUGAUCAGCGGGUCAAACUGUACCACCGCAACAGCGGAGGCGGGUUCAAGUCCUCAGCGAACUCUGCCUCCCGAGGUAGGCAGGGAGGCAGAGGUGGCUAUCGCAACCAGAAGAGCGGCUCUAGCAAUGGAUCUCGUUGUGGCCCUGGCAGCGGCGGGCAUUCUGAUGGUGGCGGUGGCCCUACUGGUGGUGGCAGCGGCUACCAAGGGAGUGGUGGUGGCGCCGGCUACCACAACAAUGGUGGUGGCAGAGGCUACAAUGGCGGCUAUCACCACAACAAUGGUGGUGGCGGCUAUCAGGGUGGUGGUGGCAGCUGCUACUAUCACUCCAACAACAACAGCAACAACAAUCAAUGA